CCCCCAUGUGACGGUUGAAUAAAGCUCGUUGCAUGCCCGGGUUCAUGAGUCAUCACACCACCAGAUCGUCUUAUCCCUGUCUGUGGUGGCACACUUUUCGCGUUGAAACAGGGCUGGAAAGGCACAUCGUACACAUCAGAUCAGCCACACACCAAAUAAAGGGGCGAGGGCGUCCUCCCGUCCAGCCGUCAUCUCAGUGGAGGGAUGGUCAUGUUGAACACAGCACCCUCAGCAUUGUGCACACCGCAGAGGCCCCCAAGCUCCUCGCACUGCCGUGCCUCGGGCCGCCACUCGUACCACACCUCCAUCCGCGACACAUCCACGCGGCGACGCAUCGACACGCUGACACACAGAAGAGCAUGAGAGCAGCCACACCGUCAUGCGACUCGAGCACUUGUCUCACUCCCCGCCUGGCCUGAUUGACCGCCAAGGUACCUGAGAGUGUCAUUUUGUGAGAGCAUGAGGGGGCGCACGAAUGGGACGAACAGCGGAGCGAACAGCUGCCCGAUGACCGACUCCCCGGGGAGUGUGGACACACGGACGUCCUUGUAGAGGGUCGCUUUGAAGAACUUCGAGAGGCCGUGCACCACUGCAGCAACACUCAUGGUGAAGUCACCCUGAUUGAUGAGACAGACACGCAGACACGGACAGGCGCACAUUCACACACACAGGUGGUCGGUCACUUGACGACUGAGUGGAUGUGUCGGCCAGCGCCACGCACCUGGAAUGACCGCUCUCCCGCCUGAAUGGUCGUGAAGGUGCUGUCAGGGUGGUGGAACGACCACACCUUCUCGACACGCACCUUGCCGGAGGAUUCCCUGCAUCAAGGAACGCAGCACAUCCUCACUGGACUACAGCCGACGUGUGCCGCUCCUUCCUCUGCUGACACACCCUCCCGCCCACCUGGCAGGGAAGAACUGUGCCUUGCUGUGCACUAAAAAGGGCGUCUGCAACAGGUCCUGCGUCUGUGCCAGCCUCGUCCACAGGCGGGCGGUGCUGACGGGCGUCACGAAGGUGCUGUACUCGCUGGGGAUGACCACACCAUCGCGAGCCAACAGACUGCCGCCCUUCAAGGCAACUGAUGCGCGCGAUAGAGACAGACGACACACAUCCGUCCCAUUCAUGUGUGUGGGUGAGUGGAUGGUUUGCUAAGGCACCGUACCGUUGAUGUAUUCGGGUGAGUGGUGGUUUUCGGCGGGGGGGGCCACCAGCACGUGAGCCCUCUUGCCAUGCGGCAGCGAAAAUGUCCUCAGAUCGCCUGGGGUGACCUUCACUUUGCGCCACAUCAGGUCGCCAGCGCCGCUGACACGCUUCCUGAACACGAGGUGGGCAUUGCAUUCAUCGCAGUGCCUUGUGGAAAUGUGACCCUGUGUGUCUCUGUAUGGGUACCUGAGUGCGUCGACUGCCUCGUCAGAGCCCUCAACCACAUGAACAUCCCACUUCUGCACAGUCACUCAGACAGAAGCAAGCUUGGCACCUUUGUUAACAGAAGCAAAAGCGAAAUCCGCAUGUCAGUCAGAUUGCACCUUGAUCUUGGCCUUGCUGACGGCAUUGAGCACCGACUGCACGAGAGCACCGCGGCCUCCGCCGCUGACCUGAUCCAUCCAUCCAUCCAUCCACGACAACAACACAAAUGCACACACCGAUGCCACGACUGUCUUUGCAUCCUUAACUCACCACAAUGGUGGCGUCCAGGUGUCCGGCCACCAGUCGGUCCGAGAGGCAUCGUGCGAGGGCCUCCUCGUACAGCAUGUCGGUGGCGGGGUCGCUGUGGAAGUAAUCGGCCGCUGACUCGUCAACCUGCUCAGGGAUGGGCGCCAGUAGCGACACCAGCACGUCCUGAUACAGAACGUCGAGAGCCCGCUCGACCUUCUCCGCCUGCACAACACCACAGGAGAGUGCAUCCAUGUUUCGGAGACCUCUGGUGUCUUUCCUCCCUCCCACCUUUGUGGCCGGCUGUCUCCUCUCCUCUUCUUGGGCAACCGUCUCAGCCACAGCCGAGCCACACUCGGCCAACAGACUCUGACCAGGGGAGCCGACAACUGGGUAGCCGUAGCCCUCUCCCUCAUACUCGAUCACAACAGCUUGUCGCAGGUCCAUCACACCCAACACCCACUCAGACACACUCGCGGGCAGUUGCCGCGCCGAGUCACCUUCUCCUCCAGUGGCGAAGACCGACAUCGGCAGCAGGACGCCGCUCACCAGCUCGCCUUUCCACCUCUCCUGGAAGGGAACCAAAGGGUCUCGCAGAUCGAGAAGCGCCUGUGCAAGGGGCGUAUAGUUCAGCUGUCGGUGGAAGGCCGUCCAGCCUGACCAACCAGCGUCAUCUGGAGGCACCCGCACCCACAGCUCAAAGGGAAUCGGCGGCCGAUCGGCGUCCGUCAGGUUGCUGACCAGCUGUUGGUCUUGGAGCAUCGUCAUGGGCACGGAGAGGACCACUGCGAGGAGGUCGGUCUUGCGGGCUACCUCCAGCUGCUCCAGCACCGAAUCGACGUCCGACCCAUCCCGAGCUCUCACAUGGCCAGCAAGCCGCGUGCGCAUCUGCUCGACACUCAGGCCAAUGUCGGACGCCGCGAUUGGCCGCCAUCUGCCGUCGGCCGUCUUGUUGCCCACCGGCACUGAGAGGAAAUCAAAUCCCCGAUCAAGUGCAUCGGGCAGCGUCAUGAGAGCCUCUUGCUGAUACGGGUCAUCUGGUGACGGGUACGGCAGCAGGGCACCGAAAGCGAUCGGGGGGAGAGGGGGGAGCUCAUCCUCGAUCGACGUAGGCUUCUGAGCCUUCUUGCUGCCUCCGCCUGUGAUUCUCCAGGUGAGUUUUUCCACGGGGGGCGGCAGCAGGAGUCCCUUGAUGGUGGACGUGACGGACGAGCUGAGAAGCGAGGUAAAGUCGCGGACAGACAGCUCGCCUCCCCUCCCGUCGCCCAGAAUGCGGUAGUACAGAUACACUGCAGGCACAAUACGUGUGUCGGCCGGUCGGUCCUCAUGUGCAGUGAGUGUUGAUGCCUAGUACCUGAUGUGGGUAUGACGGUGAGGAGGUAGAGCAGGACGAGAGUGAGGAUGAGGCAGUAGGUGGUGCGGUUGCUGCUGGAGGAGGAGGACGCGCCCUUCUGCACCAGGACUUCUCGAAGCACCUGCUGCAUCUCGCUCGAUGACAGAUCCAUCUUCCCACCCUGAACACACACAUGAGAUGGAUGAGUAUCUUGUGCUGUGCUGUGCUGUGCUGUGGUGACUGUGCUGCACGCACAGAUCCGUUGCCUGCCUGAAUUGUUGCCUUGGCUUGCUGUCCUCUUGCACCGCGAUGACCAUCAUCUGCUUUGCUCCCUUCUCCUUCUCCUUCUUCUCGACGGCGACGCCUCAAUGAGUCCUCCAUCGGACGGAAGAACAAG
Molecule: messenger RNA, 3383 nt
Organism: Vitrella brassicaformis
Lineage: Eukaryota; Vitrellaceae
Source: the annotation of a GenBank genome assembly